This is a messenger RNA of Aspergillus aculeatus ATCC 16872, 2940 nucleotides long. RefSeq lists its product as uncharacterized. Gene Ontology annotation, molecular function: phosphopantetheine binding. The record is from RefSeq and is a predicted model, not a curated record. The transcript has 3 exons. Gene Ontology annotation, biological process: biosynthetic process. Bases 1 to 2940 code for a protein of 979 amino acids. NCBI's taxonomy places the organism in Eukaryota, Fungi, Ascomycota, Eurotiomycetes, Eurotiales, Aspergillaceae.
AUGGCCCAACCCAGCUCCCUAACCGGGCCCCCUCUGCUUUUCGCAAACUCCUUCCCCUCCCUAACCCAACAAUUCCGACAGAACGUCCGCGAUCACCCAGACACGCUCGCGCUGGUCGGUCCCCACCAGCCCGCGAGCCUCUAUACCGUCCAAGAUGAAGCGUCUUCGACGACAACGCCACAAAAGCCCAGUGCAGAGGGCUUGCGCUGGACCUACGCGCAACUCGACGAGAAGAUCGAGCGAUUCGCGACGAAUCUCCGACGCCGCGGGGUCGGGAGGGGGUCGCUGAUGGUGCUGUUUGCGACGAAUACAGCGGAAUACGUGGUCGCGACGUGGGCGGCGUACCGGAUUGGGUGCGUGCAUGUGCCGUUGAGUCCGAAGUGUCUGGGGCAUGAGAGGGAGGCGGUGCAUAUGCUUGCUACGGCGGUGGGGGCGUGUCAGCCCGAUUCGGUGGUGGUUGUUGCUGCUGCGGCUGCUGGGUUGGAGCGGGUUGCGGAAUUGGUUCGGGGGUUGCAGCUGCAGGUCGAGUGCUGCUUGGUUGCGAUAUCGGCGGGAGAGGUAGGGGUUAGGGAUGGGUGGGUUGGCUUUGAGGAGCUGAUGCAUUUCACGAAGCCAGGUGGGAAGGAUCCACACCAGCAACAGCAGGAAUCAUCCAUCUUCUUCACGAGCGGCACCACCUCCCUGCCCAAAGGCUGCUUCGUGCAGCCAUCUGCCGUCCCCACGACGGUCGCCCGCGCCUGGCGAGCGAGCCCCAACCGGCCCAUGCUCCCCGGCGAUCGCGUCGCCGUCGUGCUGCCCAACAACCACGCCUUCGGGUAUAUGUUCCUCAUGGCUGCGUUCCUCAAUGCCGCCACCGUCGUCUUCCCAGGCGAAGCGUUCGCCCCGGAGCGACUGAUCGAGACGAUCCGCCAGGAACGUUGUACGCACACCGCGCUGGUGCCCACCAUGCUGCAUGCUCUGAGUGGCGUGGCGGUCACGCCGGCACAGAAGCUGCAUUCCCUGAAACGGGUGGUCCUGGCCGGAGCGCCGCCGACGGAGGAGGUGCUCCGCAUCUGUCUGAGCCAUCUCGGGGCGCAAGCAGUGGAGAACUUCUACGGCAUGACCGAGGGAAUUGUCGUGUCGACGGACGCGGCGGAGAGCGUCGACGAGGUGAUUUCGGGCCGCGAUGUCUCGAUUGGGCGGCCGUUGCCCGGCGCGAGGGUGCGUGUCUGUGCCAAAGGCGGACGAGUCCCUGUCGCGAUGGGAGACGUUGGGGAAGUGCAUUUCUCCGGGCCCAGUUUGAUAGAUGGGUAUAUUGGGAACAGAGACGAUGAGAAGUUCUACACCGGCGAGGACGGCCGGCGGUGGUUCUGCACGGGGGACAAAGCGGUCGUCGGGGAGGAUGGGCGGCUGUAUCUGGUGGGAAGGUAUAACGACACGAUCAUUCGAGGGGGUGAGAAUAUCGAGCCCGCGGCCAUUGAGGCGGUGCUGGGCAAGACGGCGGAGUUCCAUGUGCUUGAGCCACAGAUCGUCCGAGCACCGGAUCAGGUCGCUGGUGAGGUGCCUGUUGCGGUAGUGCGGACGGAUGUCGACGAGCAGAUGGCCCGCCAGCUCAAAGAUACUGUCCGCACAAAGAUGGGGGCUCUCUUUGUCCCGGCAGGGGUGAUUCCGGUGUCGGACUUAGGGCUGGAUGAUUAUCCCCGGACCCUUGCGGGCAAGGUCCAGAAGUCGAAACUGACCGAGCUGGUCGAGGCUUACUGGACAGCCCAGAAGUCUCAAGCGCGCAGUAGAUUCGGCCAGGAAACACUCGAGUCACAUCCCAACUUACAGCUCAUAGAAUCCCUGUUAGCAGCCAUUGCCUCCGCAAAGGGCGAGGAUAUCGACCCGACCAUGCGAAUGAUUGACCUCGGAAUUGACUCCAUCACCUCAAUUGCGCUGCUCAACCAGAUCCGACAGGAAACAGGCGUGUCUCUCCCAUCAUCCCUCUUCUUCACCCCCAACACCAUCGGCGAGCUCAUUGAGCGUCUACAAUCCUCCACCGACCCAUCCAGCCUUCUCGAAAUCGACUCCGCCAGCCAAGAAACACCCCGCGAAUGCUUCUCCACCCUCAUCCAAGGUACUCCCAAACCCGGCGUCCCCUCUCUGUUCAUGACCCCACCCGGCUCCGGAUACGCCUUCUCGUACGAGCCGCUCCCGAAAUUCGCCAACGACCUAGCCGUCUACGCGCUGGGCUCUCCAUUCCUCAUGAGCAAGUCCGACGCCACCUGGACAGUCGAAGAGGCCGCCGCGCUGUACGUCAAGACGAUCCGAAAACUGCAGCCCGAGGGCCCCUAUCUGCUAGGGGGCUGGUCGAUGGGCGCGAUCCUCGCCUACGAGGAGGCCUACCAGCUCCGGCAGCAGGGCCAGCAUGUCCUGGGCAUCAUCAACCUGGACAUGCCGCUGCCGCGUCCAGACCCGCACGUCCUGGAGCCCACGGUCAAGCUCCUGGAGAUCGUCGGCUUCUACCCAGCGAUCCGACGCGCCGGCAAGCCCGACAUGGAGAUUCCAUCGUACCGGCGACAGCACAGUCUGGCCUCGGUCCGGGCGAAACUGAAAUACUCGCCCCGCCCGAUGCGCACGGCCAGCGAGGAUUCCACUCCGGUCCGGAUCUUCGUGAUCUGGGCGGGCCACGGUGAUCCCGAUCGACUGCCCACCGUACUGGUGGAGGCAGACGAGAUACUGCGGCGGUGUGGCCCCGAGACGCAGGCGCGCACCAGCCAGGAAUGGCUGCAGACGCCGCGGGAGUCGAUGGGCCCCGGGGGUUGGGCGGAGAUGGUCGGGGAGGAGAACGUCGAGUGUCAUGUCAUCGACCAUGCGCAUCACGAUACGCUGAUGGAUCCGGAGGUGGUAAGUUGCGCUUUUGUUUUUGUUUUCAGUGUGAUCUCUAAUGACAUGCGCAGGUGGAAUACACGGCGAGACUGA